CACGCCCUCAGGUCAGGAUGAGCUCAGUAAGGGCUACACCAGAGUUCACUGCCUGAGGAGCAGGUACGAAGCUGGAGCACCCACACAGUGUCAAAAAAAAAAAAAAAAAAAGACGCUGACCAGAGCAAUUGUCUCCUGAGGCCCAUCCUAGGAAUGAACCAUGCUGGCCUACUCUGGAACAUCCUCUGGCCUGUUUCCCAGAAUGCUCUGGGCCCUCCUUCUACUGGCAGCCUCCCUGAAUGCCACUAAUAAAGACUGGGACCGCCCCAGUUGCACUGAGCAUGAGGUGUCUGUAGACAGAGGCGGCCGCGUGGUGAUGGCCUGUAACGUCUCCACCAUCUUCAGAGAGGUCACCAUUAAUUUGACUGCCUAUGGAACGACUACAACCAUCUUUAAUAAAAAGCCUCCAGGAAACCACUCUAAUGAUUCAUGGCAGCUUCAGAUUCAAGGAGGCCAGGCCCAGCUGGUGAUCACAGAUGCUCAGGGCAUCCACGCAGGGGAGUACUGGUGGACGCUGCGUGGAUUCCAGAAAACUUUGACAAACUUCACCCUGAAUGUUACUGGUCUAGCCACUGACAACCAGGAACCAGAGAGCUUGCCGGUCCAUGCUGAGUCCCUAAGUGCAGAGAGGACAGAAGUUAUCUUCAUCGUCAUCAUCACCACCACCACCAUCAUCAUCAUCAUCACAGGGAUCAGUGCGUUUGCUUGGUACAAGCGAUGCCAUUCCCCGAAGUUCCACAGACCAGUACCUAGUCUGAGUCAUGAGUUUCCUGGUAGACCCUACCUGACACUGUCCUAAAGUCCUCCAAUUCCUGCCCCAAAAGAUACUUAAGGCGCCUUAUUAGCAACAAACAACAGGCUACAGAGAACCUCACCUGGCUAUGGCUGACAAUCCAAGCCCUGACUGGGGACAAGCUCACAGGAACUCUGUCCCCAAGCCCUCAUUUUGACCUUGGGACACCCAUGGGUCAGAAUGGGGUCUGUACUCUUCAGGUUCCUCCCCAGACUCCAAGAAAAUUUUCACUGAGGACAGAGCUGUAGUUUUUAAUUGAGGAUGCCCUGGAAGUUGACCGAGCCCCUCCUGUACUCAAAACGUAGGCUCUGUUAGGAUUUGGGGGACAUCAAGUAUUUCAGAGUGUGGUUUAUCUGUUUGUGUGACCUAUCUGCGCUGGAGUGUCUGUGCCUCCCACAGCCCAAGACAGGAACCCAGGCAACUUCUCCCUCUCCGCUUCCCUUCCUUCCACACUCCUUUCCUUUCUUCCUCCUUCUCUGACUCCCUCUUUCUCCAGAUGAGGAGGCUCUGAGCCCUUUGGGUGAUUGGAGCCUGCGGGGAGCCCCCUGCAGAAGGGAUUUUUAUGCUUGGAGGACCUAGAGCAAGGCCAACACCAUGGACUUGGAGCCCCUGAAGCCCCCCUUCCCCCCAUUACACCCCACUUCCCAUCCCAUCCCCCAUCCCGUUAUGGACCUAUAGAAUCACCCACCAGCAACAGCGAGGAAGAACCUUGCUUGUAUUUGCUAGGCACAGUAGCCCCUGUCCCACAUCUGGGGAGAGACACGGGAUCCCAGCAUGUCCUGUGCAGAGACAGGGACUUUGGCUCACCAGGACAGACCUGAUAAGCGAUGAUCUGGGCCUCUGUCUCUCAACAACACCCUUUCCCCUGUGACCGCUAGUUGCUUACUCUGCUCCUCGACUUUUCCCAAAAUUAGGGAAAUUCCAAGCAGCAAGGCCCUUGGCCCUCAGGGUUUAUCCUUCCCCCAUCCCCACCCCCACUUUAUAAAGGGGGCCUGAGCUCCUUCCCUGCUAAACUCACUGCGCUUCCCUUUGGUCUCCGGUGCCAGCAGGGGCUGGUGAGAGAUUCUGUAGCAGCCUUGCUCCAGGCACAUAGAUCGUGUCUUCUAACUCACAGCAAUAGCUGGCUUCACACACAGGUCCUGCUGUCAGGGUCCACAGUCUUACCCCAGAAUUACAGGUCCAAAAUGAUGCAUCACCACACUCCUACCACAAGGGGGUGGUGUGUGCCUGUCUGCAGGGAGCCCUCAGGGACAAAGAGCUGAGCAGGCAGAGGUCUGCUAGAGGGCACUGCUUUUCUGGGAACAGCUGGGCCCUCAAAUUCCCGGAGAACCAAUUCCUGACUCUCUACCUACCUCCACCCUCACCAACUGUUCCUCUUGGGCGCAUUCAUCUUCUUUAUUCUAAUACCAACUUGAAUAGUUUCAUCUUAUAUAUACUAUAAUUCAUGCUUCAGAAAAAAAAGCUUCAUGAUGCAAAUUGUUAAAUAUAGUAAAUCAAUGGUUUGAUAAAGCCAUACGUCUGCUAGGA
This is a messenger RNA of Apodemus sylvaticus (European woodmouse), 2320 nucleotides long. RefSeq names its product secreted and transmembrane protein 1b-like. Gene Ontology annotation, biological process: immune response. Gene Ontology annotation, molecular function: cytokine activity. The transcript has 4 exons. NCBI's taxonomy places the organism in Eukaryota, Metazoa, Chordata, Mammalia, Rodentia, Muridae. The record is from RefSeq and is a predicted model, not a curated record. Bases 161 to 799 code for a protein of 212 amino acids.